AAAACAUUCUUCCACAUUGUCCUUUGAAGAUAACUUAAAUAAGUACUUUUGCACGAGCUCUUGAAUGUUUUAUGAUCACAGCUUUGCUACUAACUACUCUAUCAAACUUCAAUUGUUUCAGCUCACCUACUAAAAGUGAUCUUACUUCUUAUCCAGUAGUUAGUUAACGGAUUACUCUUUGUUUAAUCCAUCUUAUUCUUAUAGUUCAUAUCUCACAACGUUCCCCCCCUACAAAUACCUUACCAUCUCUUGCAGUAGUCUUCAUCACAAACAAUUCAUUCAGCAUAGCAUAAACCAAAUCAGCAUUCAAGAAAGAAGAGCUGAUACAAAUUAACUAAAUGGCGCCAGCAUUAAGAUUGCUACUAAUCUCUUGCUUCAUUUUGUGCUGCGCAAUUUCGUCGCAUUUUGCAACUGCACUUAGCACAAACUACUAUGACCACACUUGCCCGAAUGUGGAUUCAAUCGUCGCAAAAGUGGUUAAGAAAGCCAUGCUGAAUGAUCGAACCGUUCCAGCUGCGCUGCUUCGAAUGCACUUCCAUGAUUGCUUUGUUAGAGUACGUAAUUAAUGACCUUGCUGGAAUUUCUGAAAUGUACAUAUAUAUAAUAUGGUCACUUUGCAUAUCUUGUUUUUUUUUUCACAUGACUCAGGGAUGUGACGCUUCUGUUCUGCUAAACUCCACUUCCAAACAACAAGCUGAAAAGGAUGGACCUCCAAACAUUUCAUUGCAUGCGUUCUAUGUCAUUGAUCUUGUCAAAGCAGAGCUCGAAAAACUCUGUCCCGGAGUUGUUUCCUGCGCCGAUAUUCUAGCCUUAGCUGCCAGAGAUGCUGUAGCACUUUCCGGUGGACCUAGUUGGAACGUGCCGAAAGGUAGGAAAGAUGGAAGAAUUUCAAAGGCCUUAGAUACCAAACAACUGCCUGCUCCUACAUUCAACAUAUCACAAUUGCAGCAAAGCUUCUCUCAGAGAGGCCUUUCUAAUGCUGAUUUGGUGGCCCUUUCAGGAGGACAUACUUUGGGAUUUUCUCACUGUUCAUCCUUCCAAAACCGGAUCCACCACUUCGACAAGACCCACGAUGUGGAUCCCUCAUUACAGCCAUCAUUUGCAGCAAGCUUGAGGAAAGUUUGCCCUGCCCACAACAAGGUUAGAAGUGCGGGUUCAAUCUUGGAUUCCACUGUAACAACGUUCGACAAUGCAUACUACAAAUUGCUUCUCAUGGGAAAGAGCAUUUUCUCAUCGGAUCAAGCCUUGUUGACCACUCCUUCAACUAAAGCGCUUGUUGCUAAAUAUGCCAAUUCUCAAGAAGAAUUCUUUCAAGCCUUUGCUAUUUCCAUGAUCAAGAUGAGCAGUAUUAGUGGGAAUGGACAAGAAGUUCGCCAUCACUGUAGAUUUGUCAAUUGAUCCAAUGUUUUUCAUCACCCAUUACUUUCUUCCAUUGGCUAAAUUGUUUUUUAUUUUUGUUUGGUUUUUUUUUUUUGGAUUGUCAUCAUUCAUUGAUUGAUUUGUUACGGUGGAAUGAGAUCAAUAAUUUAUAAGCAACAUUUGUGUAAUUGAUUUGGUGAGGAGAUUAAUGCAGUGUUUUUGUUUUGCUUUUCAUUCUGGC
Molecule: messenger RNA, 1600 nt
Organism: Oldenlandia corymbosa var. corymbosa
Lineage: Eukaryota; Viridiplantae; Streptophyta; Magnoliopsida; Gentianales; Rubiaceae
Source: the annotation of a GenBank genome assembly